AACGUAUAUCACAUUAUUUGCCGGCUCGUAUCAUACUCUGCAUUAAGUUCUGAGCGCUGAACAUUAUUUAAUAUUGUUUAUGCUUGUUCCUGACUACAUUUUUUUUCAAUACCUGUGCUGUAAAGGUUUUUCUAAGUUUGAUUUGUUAAACCAUCUAUAAUCAUUACUAAAAUGGAAGAAGGACAACGUCGCAUGGAGAGUGCUGUAAAUGAUGUUUUAAAUGAUAUAGAUAGAAAAUGUUUGAGGACUUUGCAAAUUAAGAUGCAUCAAUGUGCUAUUGAAUGUUGUAGAGACUCUUCAAAUAACAUGAGAUCAUUGGAAGUAUGUAAUGAAAAUUGCUCAAAGGAAGUAAUAGCUGCUCAGAAAUAUAUUCAAAAUGAAUUUUCCACUUGGCAGAAUAGAAUACAACGUUGUAUACAAGAUUGUGGUGAUGUUGUUAUGGACAAAAUGCCCAGUGACAGAAAUCGUAGUGAAAAUGAGAUGAAUAAAUACAUAAAAGAAGCAGAAGGAUGUGCAUCACAGUGUUUUACCAAAUACAUUAAAAUAUUACCACAAUUGACCAACAAAAUUGUUGAUAACUUGUCCAAUACAAAAUAAUUUUGUAAUUGUUACAAUAAGACCAAUUGCAUUUUCAAGAUUACACAUUCAAGGCAAUAUAUGUAGAUCAUCAAUCAUAUUAUUUUUAAUUUUAAUGUGUAUCAGUCUUAAAAGUUAUAACAUAUUGGUGUAAUGUAACUUAAAGUUAUUCAAACAUUUCAAUUAAUUGUGUUUUUGUAGUUUGACAUAUUAUGAAUGUUAAUAUAGUGUAAUAAUAAAUGAAUUAAAAAUGAAUAA
This is a messenger RNA of Aphis gossypii (cotton aphid), 834 nucleotides long. RefSeq lists its product as uncharacterized. The record is from RefSeq and is a predicted model, not a curated record. Bases 172 to 597 code for a protein of 141 amino acids. The transcript is spliced from 5 exons. Gene Ontology annotation, cellular component: cytoplasm. NCBI's taxonomy places the organism in Eukaryota, Metazoa, Arthropoda, Insecta, Hemiptera, Aphididae.